Molecule: messenger RNA, 993 nt
Organism: Arthroderma uncinatum
Lineage: Eukaryota; Fungi; Ascomycota; Eurotiomycetes; Onygenales; Arthrodermataceae
Exons: 3
Coding region: 1-993 (330 amino acids)
Biological process (GO): rRNA processing
Cellular component (GO): preribosome, small subunit precursor; nucleus; preribosome, large subunit precursor
Source: RefSeq, a predicted model, not a curated record
AUGGAUAUACAACAGACGCCGUUCGUACGGGAGUUGGCAUCAAGUGACAAAAAGACUCGUGACAAAGCAGUUGAGUCCCUAACGGCCUUCUUAAGGAGUAAACGAGAUUUAAAGCUCUUCGAUCUUUUGAAAGUAUGGAAAGGGCUAUUUUACUGUUUCUACCACUCUGAUAAACCUCUCACGCAACAAGCUCUCGCCCGCUCCCUUUCAUAUACCCUGGUUCCCUCCCUACCAGAGAAGAUGGUUCUACCAUUCCUUCGAGCAUUCUGGAUAACGAUGUCGCGCGACUUCCACUCCCUAGACCGACUACGCUUGGAUAAAUAUCUACUUCUAAUAAGAUGCUAUGUCGGUGUCUCAUUCGAAUAUUUCUUGAAAAGAGGGAAAAGCAAACGCCAGGAUAAGACUGGUAACGACGACAAACAAAAGACGAAAAAUAAGAGGAAGAGAGCUGAGGCAGACGAGAAGAACGGUACUUCGAAUUCGAGGCGCAAAACAUCCAGCACAACAGCGGUACAGGUGCAACAAGAGGGUGAAUGGUCUGAACUAGAAGCGUACCUCAAUAUGCUCGAGGACGGUCCAUUGAGUCCACUGAUCUUCGACUCGGGGUCAUCCAAUGAAGCAGGCUCCAGCCAUGGCCAGGACGAGAACGGAGCAUCGAUUAAAAUGCCAAAGGGUCCGGAUGGAAUACGCUAUCAUCUUAUGGAUAUCUGGCUAGACGAACUGGAGAAAUAUGCUACCGAGCCGGACGAGUCUAAUAAUGCAGACGACGGGGAAUCAUCGACAAAGCUAAAGGAUGGAGUUCCGAUGCAGUUGCUAUUACGGCCAAUUGAGAGGUUAGAAUCAGAAAGCCCAAAUAAAACAGUGAGGACUCGGGCGAAAGAUACCCUGGCGGACGAGAGGCUGGUUGCAUGGGGUGUCAGGGCGCCAGAGAAGGCAGAAGAUGAUUCUGAUGAUGGAGACGAUGGCGAAGAAUGGAAUGGUAUAGAAGAUUGA